AUGUUUGUAACAUCCGCUUCUUUUCAAAAAAGUGCUCAUACUUUAUUUAUUGAUCCAUCAGAAGAUCCUUUUCUGGAUUAUUAUAUUGAAACGGUAUCACACAUGAGUACAAAAGAUAUUAUGGCUGUUCCAAAAAUGAAUGAUGAUGAAUUUCUUCGAUAUUUGUUCAAUAAUAAUGAUUCUGCGGCACGCGGUAUUCAAUUACGUGUUGAUACAAGUGUUUUCAAUCCGCUUCGUGAUGAUCAACUGAUACAUCAAACUGACAUUGAUAAAGAAUGGGAAACGCUUAUGGUCUCCGGACCCAUCGUUGUUGGAUAUAUGGGUAAUUUAAUGGUAAUUGCUAGCAAAAGAGACUUUCCAUUUCAUGCACCAAGUGGAUAUGUUUAUCGAUACAUUAGAUAUCCAAAUUCAUUUCGUGCUACACUUGCUCAAGUAUCUACUGAAAUGUACAAUUCUCUUAUGGGAGCCCAUACUGCAAUGGACGGAAUUCAGUUGAGUAUUAAACAAGUUCCCACACACGUAAAAACAGCACUGAAAUUAAUAACUUCAGCAUCAGAUGCUAUGCUCAAAUCUAUGUUACCACGUACACUAGAAAGUGUAGGUCGUUUAGCAACAGAAAGUGCGAAUAUAGCUAAUUCAACACUUCUUCAAUUCAAUCAAUUACAAGAUCUACUUGGUGAAAUUAUUGAAUUAAGUGCAAGUACUCAGUCAACGAAUGAAGCAGAUAUUGAACGAAUGGAAGAACAAAGAAAAAAUGCAACUCUCGAACAAGAACGUUUAAAAGAAAAUCUUGCAAGUAUUAAAAACCAAUAUGAUCAAUCGAAAUCUAAUCUAGAGAUUGCUCGUAAAAGAUAUACAGAAGCCAUGGCAGCACUUUCUGCAUCAUCAGCACCUACUAUUGUCGGAGGUGGAAAUCCGCUAAUGGAUUUAGUCGGCUUUGCUAUUGAAGUUGUCUUCAAUCCUCUCAACGCAGUUGGCUGUUUACUUGGUAAAUGUAAGAGCCCAGCUCCUACAGUUGAUAAUACAAAAUUUGAGAAUGCUAUGAAAAUCGCACAAGCUGCUAAAGAAGAAUUAGAACGUGCUGAAGAAAUUCAUAAUCAGCAUUUUCUUCUUCAAUUAGCUGAACAAAAUGAAUUGGCUAAAACCAUGAAUAGUAUGGCAUUGCUUGAUUUAAGUCAACUGAGUACAGAAGAAAUUGUUCAAUUACUACUUAAAGCUACUGAACAGAUAAGUUUAAUUAAAGAACAAUGGGCACAUAUGAUUCAAUUUUUUUCAAAAUUAGCUGCUCAAGCUCAUAGUACUCAACAAAUUGUUGUAAAUGACUUUGUAGGCCUUAUACAACAAGCUCAGACAGACAAUUUAUUAAUCGAUCCAUUUGAUCGUGAAUUUUUUGUCGAAAUGUUAAUACCUGCUGCUACAGAAAUUGAAAGUGGUGCUCAUUUAUUAUUUACUAUGGCCAAAACCUACUAUGCUGUAUCAAGUGAACAUAUGAUUAAUCAAAUUGCUGGUAUUAAUAAACUGUCUGUGUUACAAACAGAUGAAGCACGUCAUGCUCAACUUCAACUAGCAUCAAAUAAUACAAUGAUUACUUCAUUAAAAAUAUCUCAAUUAGCACAAGAACGACAUGAACUUUAUCUUCAAGAAAUGCAAAAUCGUCAAGCUGAAUAUACAACUUACAUGAAUAAUUUAGUGUUAUUUGAACUUGAAGAAACUAUUGGUUAA
Messenger RNA from Adineta steineri, 1722 nucleotides. NCBI's taxonomy places the organism in Eukaryota, Metazoa, Rotifera, Eurotatoria, Adinetida, Adinetidae. The record is from the annotation of a GenBank genome assembly.